Molecule: messenger RNA, 16922 nt
Organism: Coregonus sp. 'balchen'
Lineage: Eukaryota; Metazoa; Chordata; Actinopteri; Salmoniformes; Salmonidae
Source: the annotation of a GenBank genome assembly
AUGGUUCUCCUCACAGGUGAGUGAAUCAGCCCAUGCUUGGUGAAUAGCACUAGGUUGAUCUCUGUGAGUAGGAAACUGGAGAGUUGAAUAGAUAAUGUGAGACAAAAGUGAGAGACAAGAAUGAAUCAAAUAUAUCAUCACAGCAAAGGAAUUUAGUUUGUGAGCUAGAAAAUGAAUAUCCCGACAGUCUGAGGCAGGGGGCUCUGCAAUCAUCCUACUCCAACUAUUGACAUUUACAUUUACAUUUUACAUUUUAGUCAUUUAGCAGACGCUCUUAUCCAGAGCGACUUACAGUUAGUGAAUACAUAUUUUUUUAUACUGGCCCCCCGUGGGAAUCGAACCAUUGACAAGGAUAAUGCAGCAUUUAUUUUUUGUCAUUAUGAAUGAAAGUAGUGGGUCCUGCCUUGAUGAUUGUAUUAGAUUUACACUACUUGUCCUAUAGAUUUUUGUAGUCUUAAAUUAUUACUUGGAAUAAAUAGAUAGCUAAAAUGCUCCUUGUCCUGGAAUUACAUGCUAGCUAGUGGUAAAGCAUCUGCUCCUGCUAGCUAGCAACAUAUCUACUUGUUGUAACUAGCUAGCUAUCUAGCAAGCUAACGUUAGCUACAUUACAAAGGUUGCUGUGUUCUAAGUUGGGAGUAAUUUUACUGCUUGCAUUGAUGGUAUCACAUUUCUAUAACUAAAUAGUUAGAUUACAAAAAAUAUAUAUAUAUAUACUUUACCUGAUGUCACCAGCUGUCUAACACCUUAGAUACGGGUAACGCGAUUGGCAAAUGUGAUCAGCAGAGUUUUGAUUGGUUUACAGUUUAGUGCUCGGCAGCAUUUGCCUGUCCUGCUAGUGAACAUAAAAGUAUGUAUUUUGAAAAUGAAAGCAGAUAUAUGGCUACGGCCCACCACCUAUGUCGAUCAAAUAAAUUAUCAAUAUUUCAAUAUUUUAUUUGGAUGGGUAAGGAGAUAUGGUAGGGAGAGCAAGGCCCCGCCCAUAACGUCGGUGUGCUACUAUCAGUGGGCUUUGUCCCUCCUCAAAUUAUUCAUACCCCCACCCUGUCCCAACAGGUACAUCUGCAGACUCACUGAUGCGUAUAUAAUCUGAAAUGGCUAACUAGAAUUACAAGAUUAACAAUAGACAUCAAGGCGGUUUGUGUGUGUGUGUGUUGCCUGUGUGUGUAGGUGUAGGUGUGUGUGUGUGUGUGUGUUGUUCAGCUUCAGUUGAAUGAGUUGUAUAGUAGCUCAUUUCACCUAUUAUAGAAUUCUUAGGGUGUGGAUGAAUUGAGCUUAAUACAGCAGCAACCUGUGGUGUGGGUGUCAGUCCUAAAAACAGGACCAUCUCUUAUGGGGUGUUGGAUGUCAGGUGAUAAUGAUUUUGCUGUCACAGUUGUCUAGAGACCAGUCAAGCAUGAGAUUGAGGACUACGUAGGUCAUUUAUCUCUGAAGUCAGCAUGGGGGCAAUCUGAACUAGGAGGUGAGUUUUCUUCAAGGGCCAUAUUGUUUUUAAUGUAUCACGCCCCAGUCUGGUACAAAUAGAUGCAGUAUUUGUUCACCUGAUGUGAUAUAAGAGUGGGUAACAUGUAGUAGUACACAGUUAUGGGCAAAAAUUACAAAAUACAAUAACAAAAUAAAGAUACAAAAUACCAUAAAGAUCAAUGUAUCAAAAUAAACUACAAAAUACUUGUAUUUUGUCAUGUAUUUCAUUAAAAUACAUAUAUUUUGUAUUUUUUUAAACAAAAAUACAUUCGCAAGUAGCCGCACGAACAGCAACAACAUUCUCAGUAACGGUUACAAAAAAAGUUUUACUAGGUAUGGCUGUGAUAUGUUGUUGUUUAUUUACCUUUAGUUGAACAAGUCACUCUGGAUAAUCGUGUCUGCUAAAUGGCCAAAAUGUAAAUGUGUAUGUGAAAAUGAACAUACCAAAAUGAACUGCAAAGCACACUGUGUAUUGUUUCGGGGCAGAGCUCAUUAGAAUAAUACUCACCAUGCUUUGCAAUUGUUAAUUUUUACAUUUACACUCAGUAUACCAAACAUGAGGAACCUUUUGCCCUCAGAACAGCCUCAAUUCGUCGGGGCAUAGACUCUGCAAGGUGUCGAAAGCGUUCCACAGGGUUGCUGGCCCAUGUUGACUCCAAUGCUUCCCACAGUUGUGUCAAGUUGGCUGGAUGUCCUUUGGGUGGUGGACCAUUCUUGAUACAAACGGGAAACUGUUGAGCGUGAAAUACCCAGCAGCAUUGUAGUUCUUGACACAAACCGGUGCGCCUGGCACCUACUACCAUACCCCGUUCAAAGGCACUUCAAUCUUUUGUCUUGCCCAUUCACCCUCUGAAUGGCACACAUACACAAUCCAUUUCUCAAUUGUCUCAAGGCUUAAAAAUCAUUCUUUAACCUGUCUCCUCCCCUUCAUCUACACUGAUUGAAGUGGAUUUAACAAGUGACAUCAAUAAGAGAUCAUAGCUUUCACCUGGAUUCACCUGGUCAGUCUAUGUCAUGGAAAGAGCAAGUGUUGUUAAUGUUUUGUAUAUUUAGUGUUUAUUUAGUUCAUUUAGCAGAUGAUUUUAUCACACCAUAGUGCUAUCAGGCUUCUGAUCCCAAUACAGGGUGAAAGGGGAGCCAUAAAAUGUGAACCGCUAUAAAAAAAAUGGUAUAGAAAAGUUUUUUGUAUUUUGAAAAUACAAAUUACUGUAUUUGGAAAAUACAAAAUACGUUGGAGUGUAGUUCAGCCCAGUGUAAUUAAAAUCACAAAAUACUCAGAAGUAAUUAAAAUUCCUAUUUCAAAUACAUGUAACAGAAAUACUGCCCAUCUCUAGUAGUACUUUAGGCUGUUGCUUUGUGUCCUUUUCUUAGUAACAGUAAUGUUUCACAGUGCGAAGGCUACCUAUUGUCCUCUGGAAUGCACCAGACAGUCAUGGCUGCUCAUCUUGAAAAUGAUACUGGCGGGUUGAUGCUUGUAUUUAUUUACAGUGCCUUCAGAAAGUAUUCAUACCCCUUGACUUAUUCCAUAUUUUGUUGUGUUACUGCCUGAAUUCAAAACUGAUUAAAUAUAUUUUUUUCUCACCCAUCUACACAUCUACAAUACCCCAUAAUGACGAAAUGAAAACAUGUUUUUAGAAAUGUUUGCAAAUGUAUUGAAAAUAAAAUACAGAAACAUCUAAUUCACACCUGUGAGUCAAUACUUUGUAGAAGCACCUUUAGCAGCGAUUACAGCUUAUUGACUCAAGAAAUUUCACUUUUUCAUUUCUUAUUCAUUUGUGAAAAUUUAAAAUCUAAAAACAUAAUUCAAUUUUGACAUUAUGGGCUAUUGUGUGUAGGCCAGUGACAAAAAAAUCAAGAAACUGUAUGAAUGUAGGUCCAUUAUCAAAUCUACACAAUUUCGAUUUGGUUUUAGUCAUUUUAAAGUAUAUUAAGUUAUUCCCCCCCCAGUAAAAUGCUACUUGAGUAAAAGGCUAAAAGUAUCUGGUUUUAAAUGUACUUAAGUACAGGGGUGGAAAAAGUACUAAAUUGUCAUACUUGAGUAAAAGUAAAAAGUAAAAGUAAAUGCUAUACAUCAAAUUCCUUAUAUUAAGCAAACCAGAUGGCACAAUUUCCUUUUUUGUUAUAUAAAAAAAUGUUUUUACGGACAACCAGGGGCACACUCCAACAUCAUUUACAAAUGCAGUAUUUGUGUUUAGUGAGUCCGCCAGAUUGGAGGCAGUUGGGAUGACAACACAUUAUAUUGAUAGGUGCAUAAAUUGGACCAUAAUUCUGUCCUGCCUGAGCAUUCGAAAUGUAAUGAGUACUUUUUGGUGUCAGGGAAAUGUAUGAGGGUAAAAAGUACAGAUUUUCUUUAGGAAUGUAGUAGAGUGAAAGUACAAGUUGUCAAAAAUAUAAAUAGUAAAGUAAAGUACAGAUACCCCCCAAAAACGACUUAAGUAGUACUUUAAAGUAUUUUUACUUGAGUACUUUACACCGCUCCUCUCUGCACGUGAUCGUCCGAUUGGCCUUUACUGUACUUAAGUGUUAUUUACCUGUAUGUACCUGACAGACAUUAUGACUUUAAGGAUGUGUCUUUUUACUUUUUACAUCCAAUACCCUGAUCAAUUAAACUUGUUUGCGGACAUGAGCCAUGAAUGUACUGGCAGGACUAUUUGUUGCCAUAUAAAAAACACUUAGGGGCCCAGACAGACUGUUGUGUUGGCCCAGACUAGCGGGAGUUUCAAUCCUAUAGGGGCAGAGCAGAUUAACACUGAUGAAAGCAUUUGAUCGCAAUCACAAUCACCUGCACUACUUUAGCUACUUCAAUUUGGGUGUUUGCAAUGGAGAUAGGACCUGUUUGCAUGUGUAUCUUCUGCUCUGUGUUGUGAUAGAAGAGGAUAACCAUGUACCUACAUCCAUCACCACCAGAUUAUGGCUGUGAGUCAGAUAAUGGGCAGGAUGUACAUAUUCUUCUGAAAUAGUUCCAGAAUUUGAGAUGAGUCACUGACAGGGUAAAUUUAUUCAUCAGACAUUUUGUCAAUAUAGUUAGAUUUUAUCAGAGGAUGGAUAUGUUUGAUCAAAGACACAUCAAAUUAAUUUCCAUCUCUAAUUCCAUUAAUCGCCUUGGUUGAACUUUGAUUGAUAUGGAACUGACCCCAACUGACCCUCUCAUUUACAUGACAGUGUUGAUCUGCACUUCUUACCCCUUUCUACCUCUCUCCCUCAUCCCCCACCCCCCGUCCGUCCGUCCGUCUGUCUCCCUCAGGUUUCCAGGACGUCCAUGUGAUGAUCUUUGUGGGCUUCGGUUUCCUCAUGACCUUCCUGAAGCGCUACAGCUUUAGUGCCGUGGGCUUCAACUUCCUCAUCGCCGCCUUCGGCCUUCAGUGGGCUCUGCUGAUGCAGGGCUGGUUCCAAUCUCUGGACCCCAUGGACGGCAAGAUCAAGAUCGGCAUGGAGAGGUUAAAGUUUGGCGGCUUUGGUCUAACAGUGUUAAACUAGUUUUCUUGAACUAUUGAGAUCAGUGAAUGCUGGUAUCGGAUUUGAUAAGUGAAAGUGAUGUGGGUUUUUAAAAAAGUGAUAUAGACCUAGUUAAAGCAUCCACUUUUUUCAGCGCAGUGGUCUCUUGGAAAGACAACAGUGAAUAUUGUAUGGAUUUAUAUAAUUAUUUAACAAACUCACCCCAUUCAACAUCAAUGUAUAGAGCCCUUCUGGCUGACCAUUCACUGACUAUAGUAUGUAUAACUUUUGCAUGAAUGAGUCAUAUGUGAAAGAGUCAGUCAUGCAGAACCUAGGCCUACGUCAUUGAAAUCAAUCCAUAGAAUAACAUAUGUUUAUGGAAAAGGAUCAUGUGAGUGUGAGUGCCAGAGAGAACCUAUUGUGAUGGAGGAGAAGUGGAGGAACCGGUCGGCAUGUGAAAAAAUCCAUCAUUCAGUGCCUUCAGAAAGUAUUCAUACCCCUUGACUUAUUCCACAUUUUGUGGUGUUACAGCCUGAAUUCAAAAUGUAUUAAAUUGAUUUAUUUGCCACACCAAUCUACACACAAUAACACAUUAUGACAAAGUGAAAACAUGUUUUUUGACAUUUUUGCAAAUGUAUUGAAAAUGAAAUACAGAAAUAUCUUAUUGACAUAAGCAUUCACACCCCUGAGCAAAUACUUUGUAGAAGCACCUUCGCCAGUGAUUAUUACAACUGUGAGUCUUUCUGCGUACGUCUCUAAGAGCUUUCCACACCUGGAUUGUGCAACAUUUGCCAAUUAUUCUUUUAAAAAUUCUUCAAACUGUCAAAUUGGUUGCUGAUCAUUGCUAGUCAACCAUUUUCAGGUCUUGCCAUAGUUUUUCAAGUAGAUUUAAGUCAAAACUGUAACUUGGCCACUCUGGAGAACAUUGACUGUCUUGGUAAGCAACUCCAGUGUAGAUUUAGGUUAUUGUGUUUUAGGUUAUUGUCCUGCUGAAAGGUGAAUGAAUCUCCCAGUAGCAGACUGAACUAGGUUUUUCUCUAGGAUUUUGCCUGUGUUUAGCUCCAUUCCGUUUAUUUUUUAUCCUGAAAAUCUCCCCAGUCCUUAAUGAUUACAAGCAUACCCAUAACAUGAUGCAGCCACCAAUAUGCUUUAAAAUAUGGAGAGUGGUACUCAGUAAUGUGUUGUAUUGGAUUUGCCCCAAACAUAACAUGUUUUUGCAGUAUUACUUAAUGCCUUGUUGCAAACAGGAUGCAUGUUUUGGAAUAUUUGUUAUUCUGUACAGGCUUCCUUCUUUUCACUUUGUCAAUUACGUUAGUAUUGUGGAGUAAUUACAAUGUUGUUGACCCAUCCUCAGUUUUCUCCUAUCACAGCCAUUCAACUGUUUUAAAGUCACCAUUGGCCUCAUGGUGAAAUCCCUGAGCAGUUUCCUUCCUCUCCGUCAACUGAGUUAGGAAGGACGCCUGUAUAUUUGUAGUGACUGGGUGUAUUGAUACACCAUCCAAAGUGUAAUUAAUAACUUCAACAUGCUCAAAGGGACAUUCAAUGUCUGCCUUUUUUAUUUUUACCCAUCUACCAAUAGGUGCCCUUCUUUGCCAGGCAUUGGAAAACCUUUCUGGUCUUUGUGGUUGAAUAUGUGUUUGAAAUUCACUGCUCGACUGAGGGACCUUACAGAUAAUUGUAUUUAUGGGGUACAGAGAUGAGGUAGUCAUUCAAAAAUCAUGUUAAACACUAUUAUUGCAGUCCAUGCAACCUAUUAUGUGACUUGUUAAGCAAAAUGUUUCUCCUGAAUGUAUUUAGACUUGCCAUAACAAAGGGAAUUAAUACUUAUUGACUCAAGACAUUUCAGGUUUUUAUUUUUUAUACAUUCUAAACACAGAAUUCCAGUUUGACCUUAUGGGGUAUUGUGUGUAGGCCAGUGAUAAAAAAAAACUCAAUUGAAUACAUUUUUAAUUCAGGCUGUAACACAACUAAAUGUGGAAAAAGUCAAGGUGUGUGAAUACUUUCUACAGGCACUGUAUGUAUCACCUGUUACUGUUGAUCCUCCUGGCUUGUGAGAUGUACAGUCUGUACACAGUAAUGGGAGGGCAAACAAAAACACAUUAGUGCUAAUCACGCAUUUAUGAUACUGCUGAAGUUUCUCCGACCUUGUGGAUACAGAUAUGAUAUGUGUGGGUGCAUGUCUGUGUGACGUGUGUGUGUGUGUAAGCAAACGUGUACCUGUAUGUGCCCGUGUGUGCCUCUGUGUGUCUGUGCAGGCACGUGAACAGAUAGAGGUCUAAGGGUGCCUGAACACCUGCCCUUUUGCCCUCCAAUGAGAAAAGUGCCCUUUCAGAGAGGUGGCGUUUUUUUAUUAUUACAUUUUUAUUUCACUUUUAGUCUGUUUUCUCUCUUGUUAUUUAAAUGAAUUGCCCAUCAAACUAGCUAAUUUCUCAUUAUUGAAUCUUGGAAAAUUCCUGCUCCUCUGCCCCCACUCGAGCCCACACUGACUGCACUCGUCCUGCAGGCAGAAGCUACAGGCGCCGAAAGGUAGUGUAGUAGGGGCUACCUUAUAAAUUGCAUGUGUCAUCUCACGGUUAGGAAUAGGGAAGCAGAACAAACACUAAUCACAGUUAAAGACUAGUUAGAUUGUUUCAACGGCAUAGCUAACUAGCUAACUAGCUGAUUUACAUAAUCUACAUUUGCUAUGAUCAGCUGAUAGCCCACCCCUCUUUGCCCUCUCUUUGAGCUGUAGGCUGUUAACUUGCUGGGAGGAGUUUGAUUUUGCAGAAAUUAAAGGCCUAUGCUAAAAAAUAUAUGUUGAAAUUUGACUACAGGAGCAUUAGAUAAUUAACUAUGAAUGUAACAAUUUUAAGUCAACUGUUGUUUCAGGAGGUGAGGGUGCCCUUUUCACUGAGCACGCUAAUAUCAUAAUAAUUCACACACUAAUACCAUAAUAGCAGUUCGUAUCCAAGCAGAACGGACAGUUAUAAAGUAGGAUGUAAAUUAAGGGCUCUAUUCAAUCCGCAGUACUGAAGAGUUGAAAUGUAAAGGUAAGUUACGAUUGAGCCUACAUGUGCAGUGGUUACCGCGAAUGCAGUUUCCGCGAACGCAGGAACAUUGCCUUUACAUUUUUAUCAUGCUGUAACGCCGAACUUCAGCGCUACGGAUUGAAUCGUGCCCUUAAAACCUUUUACUGCAGUGGGCUAAAUCAGGGUCACAAAGAGUGUUUAUUGGUAGUCUUAAACAAAUCUACUUUGAAACAAAAGGAUACACCUCACACACAUGGUUAUGGGCUUAAAAAUAGAAGACACCUGUACCAUGUCAGAUAUUGAGUUUAAAUAUAUUCCAUUUUGAGUUUGCAUCCCAAUAUUACACUUUACAGUUGAAGUCGGAAGUUUACAUACACCUUAGCCAAAUACAUUUAAACUCUGUUUUUCACAAUUCCUGGCAUUUAAUCCUAGUAAAAAUUCCCUGUCUUAGGUCAGUUAGGAUCUCAUGAUGUCUUGAGAUGUUGCUUCAAUAUAUCCACAUAAUUUUCCUUCCUCAUGAUGCAAUCUAUUUUGUAAAGUGCACCAGUCCCUCCUGCAGCAAAGCACCCCCACAGCAUGAUGCUGCCACCCCCGUGCUACACGGUUGGGAUGGUGUUCUCCGGCUUGCAAGCCACCCCCUUUUUCCUCCAAACAUAACAAUGGUCAUUAAGGCCAAAAAGUUCUAUUUUUGUUUCAUCAGACCAGAGGACAUUUCUCCAAAAAGUACGAUCUUUGUCCCCAUGUGCAGUUGCAAACCGUAGUCUGGCUUUUUUAUGGCGUUUUUGGAGCAGUGGCUUCUUCCUUGCUGAGCGGCCUUUCAGGUUAUGUCGAUAUAGGACUCAUUUUACUGUGGAUAUAGAUACUUUUGUACCUGUUUCCUCUAGCAUCUUCACAAGGUCCUUUGCUGUUGUUCUGGGAUUGAUUUGCACUUUUCGCACCAAAGUAUGUUCAUCUCUAGGAGACAGAACGCGUCUCCUUCCUGAGCGGUAUGAUAGCUGCGUGGUCCCAUGGUGUUUAUACUUGCGUACUAUUGUUUGUACAGAUGAACGUGGUACCUUCAGGCGUUUGGAAAUUGCUCCCAAGGAUGAACCAGACUUGUGGAGGUGUACACAUUUUUUUCUGAGGUCUUGGCUGAUUUCUUUUCAUUUCCCCAAAUGUCAAGCAAAGAGGCACUGAGUUUGAAGGUAGGCCUUGAAAUACAUCCACAGGUACACCUCCAAUUGACUCAAAUGAUGUCAAUUAGCCUAUCAGAAGCUUCUAAAGCCAUGACAUCAUUUUCUGGAAUUUUCCAAGCUGUUUAAAGGCACAGUCGACUUAGUGUAUGUAAACUUCUGACCCACUGGAAUUGUGAUACAGUGAAUUAUAAGUGAAAUAAUCUGUCUGUAAACAAUUGUUUGAAAAAUUACUUGUGUCAUGCACAAAGUAGAUGUCCUAACUGACUUGCCAAAACUAUAGUUUGUUAACAAGACAUUUUUGGAGUGGUUGAAAAACUAGUUUUAAUGACUCCAACCUAAGUGUAUGUAAACUUCCGACUUCAACUGUAUAUACAUCACAGAAGACUGAAAUAUAACAAAACUGUUUGACAUAGAAACACUGGAUGUUCGGCAAAAAAAAAAAAAUGUAUGAGAAAUAUAACAUUCCACCCAUGAGACCACUAGGUAAUUUCACUGCAGGAAAGGGGUACUCUGUGUUGUGAGGUGUACAGAGUUACAGUGAGCUCCAAAAGUAUUGGGACAGUGACACAUUUUUUGUUGUUUUGGCUCUGUACUCAAGCACUUUGGAUUUGAAAUGAUACAAUGAUGACUAUGUUAAAGUGCAGACUGUUUUAGGGUAUUUAAAAAAAAUCCAUAUCAGGUGAACCGUUUAGAAAUUACAGCACGUUUUGAACAUAGUUACAGACACACAAAUAUCAUACCCCCCAAAAAAUGCUAACCUCCCCUGUUAUUGUAAUGGUGAGAGGUUAGCAUGUCUUGGGGGUUUAAACACUGUUUCCCAUGCUUGUUCAAUGAACCAUAAACAAUUAAUGAACAUGCACCUGUGGAACGGUCGUUAAGACACUAACAGCUUACAAUUAAGGCAAUUAAAGUCACAGUUAUGAAAACUUAGGACACUAAAGAUGCCUUUCUACUGACUCUGAAAAACACCAAAAGAAAGAUGCCCAGGGUCCCUGCUCAUCUGCGUGAACGUGCCUUAGGCAUGCUGCAAGGAGGCAUGAGGACUGCAGAUUUGGCCAGGGCAAUAAAUUGCAAUGUCCGUACUGUGAGACGCCUAUGACAGCGCUACAGGGAGACAGGACGGACAGCUGAUCGUCCUCGCAGUGGCAGACCACGUGUAACAACACCUGCACAGGAUCGGUACAUCCGAACAUCACACCUGUGGGACAGGUAAAGGAUGGCAACAACAAAUGCCCGAGUUACACCAGGAAAUGCACAAUCCCUCCAUCAGUGCUCAGACUGUCUGAAUAGGCUGAGAGAGGCUGGACUGAGGGCUGGCCUGAGGGCUCACCAGACAUCACCGGCAACAACGUUGCCUAUGGGCACAAACCUACCGUCGCUGGACCAGACAGGACUGGCAAAAAGUGCUCUUCACUGACGAGUCGCGGUUUUGUCUCACCAGGGGUGAUGGUCGGAUUCAAGUUUAUCGUUGAAGGAAUGAGCGUUACACCGAGGCCUGUACUCUGGAGCGGGAUCGAUUUGAAGGUGGAGGGUCCGUCAUGGUCUGGGUCGGUGUGUCACAGCAUCAUCGGACUGAGCUUGUUGUCAUUGCAGGCAAUCUCAACGCUGUGCGUUACAGGGAAGACAUCCUUCUCCCUCAUGUGGUACCCUUCCUGCAGGCUCAUCCUGAUAUGACCCUCCAGCAUGACAAUGCCGCCAGCCAUACUGCUCGUUCUGUGCGUGAAUUCCUGCAAGACAGGAAUGUCAGUGUUCUGCCAUGGCCAGCGAAGAGCCCGGAUCUCAAUCCCAUUGAGCAUAUCUGGGACUGGUUGGAUCGGAGGGUGAGGGCUAGGGCCAUUGCCCCCAGAAAUGUCUGGGAACUUGCAGGUGCCUUGUUGGAAGAGUGGGGUAACAUCUCACAGCAAGAACUGGCAAAUCUGGUGCAGUCCAUGAGGAGGAGAUGCACUGCAGUACUUAAUGCAGCUGGUGGCCACACCAGAUACUGACUGUUACUAUUUUGACCACCCCUUUGUUCAGGGACACAUUAUUCAAUUUCUGUUAGUCAUAUGUCUGUGGAACUUGUUCAGUUUAUGUCUCUGUUGUUGAAUCUUGUUAUGUUCAUACAAAUAUUUACAUAUGUUAGGUUUGCUGAAAAUAAACGCAGUUGACAGUGAGAGGAAGUUUCUUUUUUUUCUGAGCUUAUGUGUGUCUGUAACAUUCUCACUCAUCAUUACUCACGAUUCAUUCAUGAUUAUCUGUAAUCAUGGUAGAAUCCACAACAAUGUAGAAGUGUUUGGAAACAUAUUCUAUUCUUAUUUACAAUAAAAGUGACUCCAAAAUGACACAAUACAUUAUUUACCAUUCAUUUUUAUUGGGCACAAAAUAAUCUGAAACACAACCAAAACAAACAGCAAAUGCAUCCAACCAAUUUGUAGAGUCACAAGCUUGAUGUAGUCAUUGCGUGCUAUGAAUAUGGGGCCAAAUACUUAACUUUUCUUUAAAAAGUAUUAUUAUUAUUAUUUUUUAUUUUUUCGUGAUAUACAAUUGCGAUCUUUUUCAUCGCUGCAACUCCCAAAUGGGCUCAGGAGAGGCGAAGGUCGAGUCAUGCGUUCUCCGAAAAAUGCCCCGCCAAACCGCGUUUCUUAACACCAGCCCGCUUAACCCGGAAGCCAGCCGCACCAAUGUGUCAGAGGAAACACCGUUCAACUGAUGACCGAAGUCAGCCUGCAGGCACCCGGCCCACCACAAGGAGUCACUAGAGUGCGAUGAGCCAAGUAAUUGUAUCAUUUCAAAUCCAAAGUGCUGGAGUACAGAGCCAAAACAACCCCAAAAUUGUCACUGUCCCAAUACUUUUGGAGCACAAAGCACUCUGUGAACGUCGUAGUUUUGUCCCAUGUCUUUUAGUGCAAGAAAGCCCGAUAGCUCUGCUCUCCACUCCCACUCUCCCGGCAUGGCUGACUUGAAGGGUCUGGUUUCAGACCCCACAUUUGCAUAGGGAGUGACGUGUCACAUUUUCUGGCCUAUCCAGACAAAGGAACAAUUUCCUGUUUCUGUGAAACUCACAGCUGCGCUAUGAAACAGGAGAAUCUAGCAGAUGCAACGAUACUAGUUUCCUUUCGCUGUGAUAUUCUCAGCCGGAUUUAAAGCUCUCAACAUGAAAAUAAAUACUAAAUAAUUUCAUAAAUUCGAAUUAAGUCCAGACGGACGAAAUCACUUUGUGCUUAAAGCUGAAGUUGCAACGAGUCUGCACACAUUUGAAUGGUGUUUCUGCGCCGCUCAAUGGACGUUUAGGAGAAAAUUCUCUGUCGGCAGUUAUAUGAAAUAGUGCCAAUAUUGUACUGUCACUAAGUAUGAUCAUAUUUAUUUUACAGUUAUAAGAAAUGUGAAAUCGGAUAGUAAGUUGUUUAUAAUUUGAUUGUUACUAUGUUUAGAAAGCAUUUCAGUCAUUUCAAGCCCUUUUGCCCCACUUUUGUUGAAUAGGAAAAAAAUAUGAUUUUUCCUAUUUUCAUCAUAUUUGUCCUACGUACUUGAGCUUGUGUCGUCAAAUGUGAGUACACCUCAGCAAUGUAUAACAAUUUCUACCAGAAAGGUACCUUCCAGACCUUUCCAAAACUAUACAACAUUACCAGUUACUGUUUAUGCCCAUCUCAUUAAAAAUAAUUACAUUUGGGUAUGUCUGUUUUGGAAAAAUCUACAUUUUGCCCCAUCAUUCAACAUUUAAAUGGUUAUUUGUGAUCAUCGAAAUAAAGUGCAUAGAAGGGAACCAGCUCUGUAUAUUGUGUGUGGUUUAAAUGGCCAGUCCAACAUUAUGUCCAAGAUGAUGAUAUAUUGACUUGGUCAGUUUGUAUCCUUCAGUAAUAUUUGUUACAAAUGAAUAACAAGGUUCUUAAAUGAUUAUUCAGUUCACAAUACCACAAACUAUUGACCUUUGAAGAUGAAGUCAUUGUCAUUAUUUUUCUGUGACCAUUUUCAACAGUAUGGACAGUAUCCACUUUUAGAACAAAGACAAACCCACUUCAAACAUAUACAGGGCAUUCGGAAAGUAUUCAGACCCCUUGACUUUUUCCACAUUGUUACGUUACAGCCUCAAUUUCGAGUCUCAUCGCAAAGGGUCUGAAUACUUAUGUAAAUAAGGUAUUUCUGUUUUUUAUUUUUAAUAAAUUUGCAAAAAUGUCUAAACCUGUUUUUGCUCUGUCACUAUGGAGUAUUGUGUGUAGCUUGAUGAGGGGGAAAAACUACAUUUUAAUCAAUUUUAGAAUAAGGCUUUAACGCAGGGUUCUUCAAUUCCGGUCCUGGAGGGCCGAGACACCUCUGUUUUUCAUCCUCUCCUUCUAAUCAGGGGCUAAUUCAGACCUGGGACACCAGGUGAGUGCAAUUAACUACCAGGUAGAAAUUAAAAACAGAAGUGUUUCGGCCCUCCAGGACCGGAAUUGAAGAACCCUGCUUUAACGUAACAAAAUGUGGAAAACGUCAAGGGGUCUGAAUACUUUCCGAAUGCACUGUACCAAUCUAGCCUGGUCCCAGAUCUGUUUUUGCUGUGUGACAAUGACCAAAUUAGUUGGCAAGACAGCAAAAACAGAUAUGGUACCAGGCUGACACCGACCCACUAUACAUUGUAAUCCUGCCCUGGUUCUUGCCUUCUCAGUCUGAUCAAUGCAGACUUCUGUGUAGCCAGCUGCCUGAUAGCGUAUGGGGCUGUGCUAGGCAAGGUGAGCCCAGUCCAGCUGAUGGUGAUGACACUGUUUGGAAUCACUCUGUAUGCUGUGGAAGAGUUCAUUAUCCUCAACCUCAUACAUGUAAGUCUUUAGUAAAUAAUAAAGGCUUUAAUAUUAAGUCCUGCAUUAAACCUGCAUACAUGGUUCUCACGAACGUCCCACAGUGAUGCUGUAUCAAGGUCUGUUCUUCAUUGAUUGAUUUCUGAAUUCAUUUACCGUUACAAUAGGAUUUUAUGGAAUAGAUGUUGAUAUCCACAUACGAAUAAGGUGGCUGGUUUACUGUACAUCAUUCUCCCUUACAGGCCAGGGAUGCUGGCGGCUCCAUGGUGAUCCACACAUUCGGCGCUUAUUAUGGUCUGUCCAUCUCGUGGAUGCUGUACCGGCCCAACCUGGACCGGAGCAAGCGUCUGAAUGGCUCUGUCUACCACUCUGACGUCUUUGCCAUGAUCGGUGAGUCUGAGUCACAAUGGUUGACACUUUGCACAUUUUCCAUACUGGUAUAGAUGAAACAGUACUACCAUGGAUCCACCCCUGCACUGUAGGAACCCUGUUCCUGUGGAUGUUCUGGCCUAGUUUUAACUCGGCCAUCACGAACCACGGGGAUGGGCAGCAUCGAGCGGCCAUCAACACCUACCUGGCCCUGGCCUCCACCGUCCUCACCACCGUCGCCAUAUCCAGUCUCUCCCAGAAGGCUGGCAAGCUGGACAUGGUAAUGUAAUGAACCCAUAUGGUGUGCAUUACAUACAUUGGCCUGGUCCCAGAUCUGUUUGUGCUGUCUUGCCAACUCCUAUGGUCAUUGGAGUAAUGGUCAUACCCAUUUCCUUUUUAUCAUGUAUCUCCACUCAAGCUAUUGGCCAACUCUUCUGUUACUGUGCUCCAGGUUCACAUCCAGAACUCCACGCUGGCAGGGGGUGUUGCUGUGGGAACCGCAGCAGAGUUCAUGCUAAUGCCUUAUGGGUCUCUGAUCAUAGGGUUCUGCUGUGGCAUCAUCUCCACCCUGGGCUACAUCUAUAUCACGGUAAUGUAGAAUAUGGAGUCACAUUAGCUUUAUUCAUGAGAUUUCUAUCUGCAACAUUCCACAGAAUGUGCCUACCGAAUGCAUUGAAGGAGUGUAUAGUAGUGACUAAUGACUAGGCUACUCCUAUUUGAUUAGUUGGCAUGUAUGCGUCUGUCCCAUCAGCCAUUCAUGGAGAAGUAUCUGAAGAUCCAGGACACGUGUGGCAUCCACAACCUCCAUGCCAUGCCUGGGGUCAUAGGGGGCAUCGUGGGCGCCAUCACUGCUGCAGCUGCCAGUGAAGGGGUCUAUGGCAAGGAAGGGUGAGUUCACAGGUCACGGCAGAAAUGCCCAACCAAUGGCCUGAUAUUUCAGUCUGCUCAAGUUGUAGCAGCUUUGAUGCGAUGAACUCACGUGAUAUCAUUAUGCACAUCCAAUAGUGGCACAGAAGCUGGACAAGAAUGCUGCGGCAAAGAAAAGUCCACCCAGUUUUCUGGUUCCAAUUGUGAUAUUUUCCUUAGAUAUAGUAAAUGGUUUUUAUUUAUUUUUAAAUAGGUUGAUAAACACGUUUGACUUCAAGGGGGAUUGGAAAGACAUGGUGCCGACCCGGCAGGGAGGACACCAGGCAGCAGGGCUCUGUGUUGCCCUCUGCUUUGGAGUUGGAGGAGGAAUCAUUGUUGGUGAGUUGGACACAACUUAAUGGGCUCUCGAUUAGGUUGUGUGUGCGCUCUUCAAAACAGGUUCUGAGAUCCCAGGCCACCAUACAGAAAAGGCUAAUAUACCGUAAGGUCAAGGGUUUUUAAUUUACAAAAAUCUGGUUCACACAAUCCACAUGCUCAGUCCCAGAAAUACAGUCCAUGCUGCUGGAUGUCCUCAAGAUUGGCUGCUGCCACCACCACCCUUCGGUCAUCAUCCGCUGGCGGCACCCAGCCCACAGAACAGUGCUGGCAGCACAGAGGGAGAGGAAACAUCCAUUCUGAACAGAAGUAUUUGACCUCACCCACACAUUUAGGGGUCUACCGUUCCUUAUCUGCAUGGUAGUGAGCGUUGUCGACGCUGGUCCCCCUCCGGGUUUCAGUGGUGGAGGCAGCAGCAGUGCGGUGAUGGUCUUCUCCCUCCAGCAGCAGGCCCAGACUGGUGCUGAAAGCUCCUUUUUCAGUUGUGUGGUAGCUCGUUAAGUCAAUCAGGCCCAGGUGUGGCAUACCUGGGCCAACUCCUGUCUCCAUGGAGACCAGCCAAGGGGGAGUCUACAAUCAAUAAAUUAGAAAACACAAAAGGAGGGAGAACACAGCAAACCAUAGAAAUCAUGCAAAAUUUGAAAAAAACGCACAAAGUAUAUUAAAUAAAGCAAGAUCACUGCAAACUCAAAAUAAAUAUUACAUUCAGACGAAAAAGGCUGGUCUCCAUUUUGGGGAAAAUAUAAGGGAGGCAACAUGUGACACGUUAUCGUGAGGACAGGUUAUAAGGUAGCUGACAAGUUAAUGUGGUAUUGUAUUAUUGUGCGGCUGGGGUGGUGUAUUUGAAUAAUUGCUGCAUGUACUUAAUGGUGUACUCAGCAGUGGUGAGAUGAGGAUGGUGUGUUUGUCCCUAGGCUGUAUCCUGAGGUUACCUAUCUGGGGGGAUGCUCCUGAUGACAACUGCUUUGAUGAUGAUCUCUACUGGGAGGUGAGAUACUGUACUAAACCAUUACAGUCCAAAUGCACUCAAAGCAUAAAGACUGUGAAGCCAUUUUUGAGCGAUCUUUCUGAAGGUGAUUUCUUUGCUUUUUUUUGUUGAGAAUUUGAAUAAAAAUAAUUGUACCCCUUUUGUUUUUAUGAAUGUGUCAUUGUUAAAGGGCAGUAUGUUUUUGUCACCUAAAACACUGUGUUACCCUAAUACUGUCCUUCAUGGAAUGGUCAAUACCAAUAUUUAGUUAUUAGCUUGUCCCAAGUCCGAGGAGGUUUGCGUAUUGUUAUGACUAAAUGGUAUUUGGUUUGUAGAGGCUAAGGAAGGAUAUGGCAGUGGAAAAUAUGUUUACCUCUUCUUUUACAUGCUAUUGGAAGUUCUAAUCAAAUCUUUUGAUAAUGAUGAUUUCUGCCCUCAGUUACCUGAGGAUGAAGAGAGCAUUCCACCUAUCCUGGAGUACAACAACCACAUGCAGAACAGGGAUGCGUAA